AUGAUUUUAGAUAUUUCUUAAAUAGUAGAUGUCACAUAUAAAAAUGAUUUUUAGAUUAUUAUACAUUAUAAGGAAGGUAAAUUAAUAUUAAUUAUGGAAAAUCAAUAAGACUUUAGUAAAAUAGAUUUAUCUUUAUGGUCAAUUAUGAGAAAAAAUGUUUGUCUAAAUUCUGAGUAAUUAAUAUAUUUAUAAGAUUAGUAAAUUAUUUGAGAAUAGUUUAUUUGAAAGACCUUUUAGAUAAGAAAUUAAUAUAGAUUAUAAAAAAUUAAAAGAGCAAUUGUCUAAUAUAAUUCCAUAAAUGGAAUAGGAUUCAAAAUAAUAAUUUACUUUAAAUAUCAAAAAUUCUGAUCAUUUUACUGAAGCUCAUUAAAAUAGUAAUAUUCUAAUUUAAUCUUAAUAAUCACCAGAAUUAAAAGGAAUAUAACCAAAAUAAAUGAUUUAAAUAAAUUAAUAAACAAAAUUAUAACAUGCAUUACUUUAACUAAAAUAAGGAUUUUGCAUGAUUAAAUAUUCAGAAGGAUAAAGAAAACCAAAUAUUAAAAUUAUAUAUUUAACUGAAAAUGAACAAUAUAUAAAAUGGAAAGAUGAAUUAUAACCUUUUGAUUAAAAAAAUACUUCAGAAUAAAAAUCUAUCUAAAUUUCAUAAAUAAAAGAAAUCAAAGAUAAAGCUUAAGGAUCAGGUUUUGACAAAUUUAAGAAAUAUCGUUAGGGGAAAGAAUCUCUUGGAAUAACAAUUAUUGCAAAGAGAAAUUUGGAGUUAGAUGCACCUAAAUAAGAAAUUAAAGAUUUAUUUUUGGAAUGUUUAAAAAUUUUACAAGAAAAUAAAUAAAAUAACAAAUUUGAGUUGAAAAACAAAAAAUGA
This is a messenger RNA of Paramecium primaurelia, 862 nucleotides long. NCBI's taxonomy places the organism in Eukaryota, Ciliophora, Oligohymenophorea, Peniculida, Parameciidae. The record is from the annotation of a GenBank genome assembly.